This is a messenger RNA of Talaromyces amestolkiae, 795 nucleotides long. RefSeq lists its product as uncharacterized. Bases 1 to 795 code for a protein of 264 amino acids. The record is from RefSeq and is a predicted model, not a curated record. NCBI's taxonomy places the organism in Eukaryota, Fungi, Ascomycota, Eurotiomycetes, Eurotiales, Trichocomaceae. The transcript has a single exon. Gene Ontology annotation, cellular component: cytoplasm.
AUGUCCAAUCCAGCCCCCCUCGACGCCAAAGUCUCCUCAAUCCUCGGUCAAAAAUUCGACUCCUCAAGAACCGACCCCGAUGACCUCGAUGAAGACGCCCUGUUCGACGAACUUGAAAAGGAAGAUGACACCGCCUACCGUGCCCACCGUCUUGAACAGCUACACAAAGAAGUCGUAUCCGCAAAGGAAGCACUUAAACAAAAGCCCCACAACAACAGCAGCAGUAACACUACAACCAUAGAUGCCUUCUAUCCCACCUUAGUCGACGACCGGGCCGUGCUAGACCUUACAACGAAUAACGAGCGCUGCAUUGUUCAUUUCUCGCACACGGAUUUUGCGCGCUGCGCAGUCAUGGAUGAGCAUUUACGACUUCUCGCACCGCGGCAUCAUGAAGUCCGGUUUGCGCGCGUGGAUGUACGAAAUUGUCCCUUCGUCGUUGAGAAACUCAAUAUCCGUGUUCUACCCUGCGUUAUAGGAUUUGUUGAUGGUAAUGGGAAAGAGCGGAUUAUUGGGUUUGAAGGGUUGGUGUCGAUUGGGAAGAGUGCGCUCAGGGGCAAAGGGGCAGAUAAUUUUAGGACGACGGAUUUGGAGAAGAGGUUGUUGUCUGCGGGGAUCUUGGUGAGGGGGAAAUAUGUUGAGGAGAUGAGAGGGUUGGGGCACGAUGAUGACGAGGGUGAGGGCAGUGAGAGUGACUUGGAGGAUGAGAGGAGAGGGAAGUCGUUGCGGAAGGGAAUACGGGAUGGGACGAGUAAGCAACGUUAUGCUGAGGAUGAUAGUGAGGAUGAUUGGGAUUGA